CUUUCAGUCGUCCCAGGUAUCUGAAGGUCUUCAUCAACCCCAGCAGCCACAAGAAGGAGUCAGUGCACAUCUACAGAGAACACGUGGCUCCGCUCUUCAAGAUGGCCGACGUCCGCACCGACAUCACGGUGACGGAGAGAAAGGGUCAUGCUCUCUCAGUGAUGAAGGAAUGCAAACUGGAUGAAUAUGAUGGGGUGGUGUGUGUUGGCGGUGACGGCUCGGUGGCGGAGCUUUGUCACGCUCUGGUCCUCAGGGCUCAGCUGGAUGCAGAUUCCCCAGAGAAACCGGUGAAACCAGUGCUGCCGCUGGGGAUCAUUCCUGCAGGCUCCACAGAUGUGGUUUCCUGUUCUGUGCAUGGAGUUAGAGAUCCGGUCACAGCAGCGCUCCACGUCGUCCUGGGUCACCAGCAGCAGGUGGACAUGUGCAGCUUCUCGUCUCUCGGUCAGUUGGUGUGUUUUGGUUUCUCCGCCAUGUUUGGCUUCGGCGGGCGGAGCUUAGCGCGGGCGGAGAAGAAGAGGUGGAUGCCGUCAUCGCGGCGACGAGAGUACGCCCUUAUCAAGACGCUGGCAAGACUCAAACCGGAGGACUGUCAGCUGUCGUUCCUCCCAGCGAAGACAUCAACCCGGAGUCUGUCUAAACAUCGAGACGAGGACCAGGAUCUGGACCAGGAUGCAGAGGAGACCUGGACGACCAACCGGGGCCUGUAUCUGAACAUCAGCGUCAUGUCCAUCCCCUGUCUGACUCCACAUGCUCCUCGAGGACUGGCUCCUAACACCAGUUUGGCCAAUGGCAGCGCAUCGCUGAUCGCAGUGGGAAACACUUCCAGGUCAGAGUUCGUCAAACACCUGAAGAGAUACAGCAGCUCCAGUGGACAGUUCAGCUUCUCCUUCGUGGAGACGCACGACGUGUCAGCGGUGAGAGUCCGCCCCCGCUCACUCGUUGGCUGGUCGGAGGAGGAAAGCGAGGAGGAGGGCGACUCCAAAACAACGCCCAUCAUCCAAUCAGAGGGAGCCGCCUUCCCCUGGAAUAUUGAUGGAGAGCUGGUGGAGAUCGCUAACGAAGUGCUCAUCAGGGUCCACCCACGGCUCAUCACGCUGUACGGGGACGAGGUGGAUGAAACCGAUACAACCAUCACCUGCAGUUGCAUCUGAUCCCAGCACAGCUUUAAUGUUGGCCCAAGAUGCAUCGCCAUGGUAACAGUGACUCAGCAGUGCCCUGUAGCUCGUUGCGUUGUCAACAGCAACGAGAAAAUCUUGUCCAAGUUUUAUUAAAAGUAGCAAAAAGGUGCAAAACAUUUUCGCAGUAGUUGAUCAUUUAAUCAAAGAUUGAGUUCUGCAGCUUUAUUAAAAAACACGUUAACUCAUUUAGAACUUUAACUGAGCUUUUUAAGUGUUUGACUUCUUUAACUGAUUGAAAUGGUUUAUAUUCAAAUGAAUGUUUACAUUUUUCUAUAUUGUAAUUUGGCGGCCGGCUUCUUUCAACUGAUCUGACUUUAAUUUGCGCUGUAUUGGGUUUUAUUUUUUACAAGUUUGAAUUUUCAAUUCAUGUCGCUCAGUGUUUGUUUCUACAUCAGUGAUGAGAAGCUCUGGUGGAAUAUUUCUUUUUUAAAAACAAAUUUUUACUCAUGUGAAAUGUUUAAUUGACUCUAGUUGUAACAUUAACCUGUGAAAUUACAAAACAAUUAAUCAUAGUUAAUAAUGUCAAACAUAUAGAAAUGAUUAUCGAACAUAUUCAUGAUGAAUCACUGUAAAACUUUUAUUUUUCAAUAUAUAAAAAGCUGUUUGUAUUCAACUUGGCUGUUUUAAUGUCAAAGCUUUGUUAUUGAGAUCAUAUAUAUUUUUUAGAGUAACGCCUGUGAACAUGAGAAAAAGAAAUAGUACAAGUUGUUGCUUAAAUAGAAAAUCUUUUUUUCUUUUUAAUAGACGUGUUGAUACAAACAGUGAGACUCUCCAGUGCAGAACAACUUGACAUGAACAAAAACACAAUAUUAAAACAUUAAAAACUUCCGUGUGUGAUGUGCUUUUGUACUGAGCCGAUAAAAAGGGAGGAAGCUGUUUUAAACAUCUGUAUUCACAGAGCACAGACCGUUCAAACAAAGCUUUUUAAUACUUUUAAUAACUCAAACGUUUUUUAAAAGCCAAUUUACAAAGAGUCGCCUAUGAUUCAACACCGUGGCUCAAUGUGUUGCUCUGUCACUGGUUCAGUUAAGACAGUUUUUUUACAAACCAGGGUGAAAAACCAAGAAACCACACCUGAGUUUCCCUGAACCACCUCCUCUGACAUCACUCACUUCUUUCUCAUCUGCAGGAUUUCAGAGCAUCUUAAAAAUCGCUUAAAUAAAUAAGUCCUGUGGGCGUGUAGAGACAGACAGCAAAUAAAGACGAUAAACAAAGUCACUGGAGUCAAACAGCGAAAAGCAUUCAAGCCGGACUUCAUGUCACAUGAUAUGUUGGCUGAGGGGAUAAACAAUCACUCCUGCUUCAGUGCCACCCGGCCGCACAUUGUUCUCUGGUUUGUUUUGGCACAGGAUUGUUUUCCUGAAUUGAUGUCAGUGGAAAACAAGCAACAGUUACAACAGUGGAAUCAGACUGACCGAGCGUUCAGGCUCGUUCACACCAGAGACUGGAAGCAGAAAUUCACCCCCUGAUCCCAACAGGACUUUUCGUGGAUGUUUGUGUUUCCAUCUUUUAUCCUGUAAGUUUUCUAAAGGACCAUUACGCCCUCAUAUAACACGAGGCGGAAUAUCUGCGGAAACAGGAACGACAGCGGUUUAAACGUUGUGUACGUAGAAUAUGACAUUUUUUAUGUUUUAAGUGCAACGUGGCUCAUGAAGGAAAAAUGUGAUUACUAUUAUUAAUCCUAAAAUAUCCUGAGGCUCAAAAAAAAGCACCAAAUGGAGCGAAACCCUGCGAAGCUAAUUCAGGCAGCCAACUCGAGCUGCGCUGCUCCAAUCAUGUGACACACAUCAUGUGACACACCUCAUUCUCCGCAAGCAUCGAUAAUACACACCCACCUUAUUAGGCGGCCUAUUUAAGCAGAGAGACAUUUCCCAUCAACCCCUUUGCUCGUCACUCUCAUCACAUCUGUGUAAUCAUAUCGGGGGAUUCAGUCGGAGCCUAGACUCCAAACACAAACUAUGUUCUACUGCUGCAAUAAACAUUUGGACGUGAGUUGUCUGACCGAACUGUCCGUUAUCAUCUCGAUGGUCCACCACGGACGGGAAAGAUGGAUUUGGGUCGUCGAGCUCUGUCUCAUGAUUGUCUGCAGUUUAACGAACCGCUCCCUGAAAGCUCAGCAGCGUCCGGAGGGAUCACUGUUGUUCAACGCUUCAAAUUCUCAUCAUCGAAACAUGAAUUUACACAAACAAAUCCACCGAUCGGGACAUUUGAGUUCAGACGCUGCCGGGACAAGAAGCUCAAACAAACAAAUGCCACAAGUUCUGAUAUUCACUGUGAAAUCUGCAGCCUGAGAUCUGAACGGUUAGACUGCAUCCACAUCCUCAUGU
This is a messenger RNA of Paralichthys olivaceus (Japanese flounder), 3505 nucleotides long. NCBI's taxonomy places the organism in Eukaryota, Metazoa, Chordata, Actinopteri, Pleuronectiformes, Paralichthyidae. The record is from RefSeq and is a predicted model, not a curated record.